Pangasianodon hypophthalmus (striped catfish) is the source of this 3385-nucleotide messenger RNA. RefSeq names its product solute carrier family 1 member 3a (gene slc1a3a). Gene Ontology annotation, cellular component: plasma membrane. The transcript is spliced from 10 exons. Gene Ontology annotation, biological process: L-glutamate import across plasma membrane; D-aspartate import across plasma membrane; L-aspartate import across plasma membrane. The record is from RefSeq and is a predicted model, not a curated record. The coding region runs from base 582 to 2198 and encodes 538 amino acids. Gene Ontology annotation, molecular function: neutral L-amino acid transmembrane transporter activity; L-glutamate transmembrane transporter activity; glutamate:sodium symporter activity. NCBI's taxonomy places the organism in Eukaryota, Metazoa, Chordata, Actinopteri, Siluriformes, Pangasiidae.
CGCUACACUUUGUUCUGUUAAAACACAGAUUGUGCUGAAACUUUAUUGUGAAACAAAGUAAAUAAAAGACACAAAAACCUUCUGAGGAACUGGAGAGUUUUAGAUCCUUCUGAAGAAUGGAGGAGUUUCCAAACCAUCUGAAGAACUAAUGGGGUUCAGAACCUUCAGUGGAAUUAAUGUGUUCCGGAGCCUGUCGAGGAAAGAGUUUUAGAACCUUCUGAGAAACUGGAGUUCCAGAACUUUUUCUGAAGACCUAAAACACUGCUGAAUCUUUUGAGGACCUAAUGAGUUCCUGAGCCUGUUGAGGACAUACAAACUUCUGGAACCUUCUGAGGAACUAAAGAGUUGCAGAGCUUGACACAAACUGAAGAGUUAUGGAACAACCUCAAGAACUAAAAAAAAUCUGGCACCUUCUUUUGAACUGAAGACUUCUGGAACCUUCUUAGGGACUAAAGUGUUGCAGAACUUUCUGAGUGGUUUGGGCCUGAACAGAGUUCUGGGAUUGCUAGCGUGUCGAGGAGAACGUGUUUUUUUACCUGCGAGUCUCUGCAGUGUGUUUCAGAAGGUUUGGAGAAGCCGCUAUGACUCAGAGUAACGGGGAGACGCAGCGUCAUGGCGGCCGGAUUCAGCAGAUCAGAGAGAGAAUGACGGAGCGAUCGAUCCGAGCACGGAACGCCGUGCAGAACCUCACUGCUAAAGACAUCCGAUCCUGCUUCAGGAGAAACGCCUUUGUCAUCCUCACCAUCGCUGCUGUCAUCAUCGGUAUCGUUCUGGGUUUUGGUUUGCGUCCCUAUAAGAUGUCGUAUCGGCAGGUGAAGUACUUCUCGUUCCCUGGAGAGCUGCUAAUGCGCAUGCUGCAGAUGUUAGUGCUCCCCCUGCUGGUGUCUAGUCUGAUUACAGGCAUGGCUGCAUUGGACAGUCGAGCGUCAGGCAAGAUGGGCAUGCGAGCUGUGAUCUACUACACCACCACCACCGUCAUCGCCGUCUUCAUCGGAAUCGUCAUGGUGGUCAUCAUCCAGCCAGGAAGGGGCGGAGCCAAACCACACACACACACUCAGCAGAAUCUAGAGGAGGUGAAUGCUGCCGACGCCUUCCUCGACUUAAUCAGAAACAUGUUCCCUCCAAACCUAGUGCAGGCCUGUACACAACAGUUUAAGACUCAGACCGGGAAGCGGACAGUGACCGUGAGGGUGUCAGUGAACGGUACGGUGAACGGUUCCAGUGUGGACGAGGAGCUGAGUUAUGAGGAGGACAUCCCGGUUCUCGGCACAGUGAACAGCAUCAAUGCUCUCGGCCUUGUUGUCUUCUCCAUGAGCUUCGGCCUCAUCAUCGGCGGCAUGAAGGAGCAGGGCCAGCCGCUCAGGGACUUCUUCAACUGUCUCAACGACGCAAUCAUGAGGCUCGUCGCCAUCAUCAUGUGGUACGCUCCUGUGGGCAUCCUCUUCCUGAUUGCGGGGAAAAUCCUGGAGAUGGAGGACCUGUCAGCAAUGGGCGGAGCUCUGGGCCUCUACACCAUCACUGUCAUCGUGGGCCUGCUCAUCCACGCCACCCUCGUCUUGCCCACCAUCUACUUCCUGGUCACACGUAAAAACCCUUUCGUGUUCAUCGGAGGUCUCCUACAGGCCCUCGUCACCGCGCUGGGCACCUCCUCCAGCUCUGCCACUCUGCCCAUCACGUUUAAGUGUCUGGAGGAGAAUAACGGUGUGGAUAAGCGAGUGACGCGGUUCGUGUUGCCAGUCGGAGCCACCAUCAACAUGGACGGCACGGCGCUGUACGAGGCGCUCGCUGCCAUCUUCAUCGCUCAGGUCAACAACAUGGACCUCAACUUCGGCCAGAUCCUCACUGUCAGUAUCACAUCCACGGCCGCGAGCAUCGGAGCAGCGGGGAUUCCCCAGGCCGGCCUGGUUACCAUGGUGAUAGUGCUCACCUCUGUAGGACUUCCCACCGAUGACAUCACUCUCAUCAUUGCAGUUGAUUGGUUCCUAGAUCGUUUGCGGACCACCACUAACGUUCUGGGCGACUCAAUUGGCGCGGGUGUGGUGGAAUUUUUGUCCCGUCACGAACUUCACGCAGCCGACGUCGAGCUCGGGAACUCUGUUCUGGAGGAGAGCGGGAGGAAGAAAGUUCCAUAUCAUCCCGUCUCUCAGGAGAACGAGUGCGAGAACGACAAAAUCCCCAACAACGAGACCAAGAUGUAGCUAAACAUGCUAAUGACUCUGAAACAAACACAACCCCUUACAGAGAGCACAACACUCUCCCCCCGACACUGAUGCAUUAUGGGUAACGUGGACUUGCCAUUCUGUCAGGAAUUUAGCAUUGUUUUUUUUUGUUGUUUCUUUUCUAAUCAGUGAACUCUUAUAAAAAUCAUAAAUGAACAUACAAAAGUUAAAGUUAAACUGAACCAGCAGGCUAACAUACACCAUCAAAUACAUUAUGCACAAUUAACAAAACUGUAACCAACACAGUUGGCGCUCCGCUAACACUUAUGUUAGCUAGCUAGCUGCUAAUUUAACUGCUCAUGGACACACUAAAGGCUAAAGCAAGUAAACUAGCCAGCCUGUCUUAGUGAAUUAGCUCAUUUUAUAAAUUUUAAGCAAAAAGAUUUUUUGGAUUAGCAUAGUUAGCCAUGUUGUGUGCUAGCGCACACUCCUGAUUUAUUCAUACUUAUUGUUUAAAAUGGUGUGUGUCAACCUUUUAGCAAGACUUAGCAUGUCACUAUCAGAACUGUGUUUAAAUAGCUAGUAGACCACAAGGUAGAAUGUAAUGCUAAUUUCAUUUCAGUAAGUUAGCCUGAUGUUAGCUAGCACUUCUCUGUUUUAUACACAUACACUCUGUGUGUUCACUUGUUAAUGCGAUACCGCCAUCUUUGAUAGGUCACUAGUGACUUUAGCCUUUAGUAUUGUGGCUAAAUGGUUAGCUAGCAGUAAUGUAAUGCAAUGUAAGCACAUACUUUAUUACCUCAAAGUCAGUUAGUUAUUAGUUAGUAAAUUAGUUAAAAGCUAAUUAUAGAAGUGUUAAUUAACUGGGUUAUACAUUGCUAAUUAAAGAUAACUGAAUUUAGACAAUGUAUUUUAGCUCAGCUAGCUCCUUCUACUGUGCAUUCUAAGGUAUGAUUUUAUAAGCAUUCAUAAAACUUUUUAAAAUAAAAACAAACAAAUCCUCACAAGAUGGCAGAAACAUCCCACAAUGCAAUGCAGCAGCUUCAUAUGCUGACCCAAUACACUACUAAAUAAUUUCAAAAAACUGACGAGGAAGACUGCAGGGUUGGUCAUGUGACUGCCAUUUUGAUCACAUGACUACUCUUUUUUUUUUGUCUUUGUUUGUUUGUUGAGGUCAUGUGACCACUCUAUCAUUCUUCCUGGUUUCAUUAAAACAGUUAAAGUUU